AUGAAGAAAAAGGUGCUCCUAAUGGGGAAGAGCGGCUCAGGCAAGACCAGCAUGCGAUCGAUCAUUUUCGCCAACUACAUCGCCAGGGACACUCGAAGACUGGGAGCCACAAUCGAUGUCGAGCAUUCUCAUGUACGCUUCCUGGGAAAUCUUGUGCUUAACUUAUGGGACUGCGGUGGACAGGAGUCGUUCAUGGAGCAGUACUUCGCAUCGCAGAAGGAUAACAUUUUUCGCAAUGUAGAAGUUUUAAUAUACGUGUUUGACGUUGAAAGUCGCGAGUUGGACAAGGACAUGCAUUACUAUCAGUCCUGCCUGGAGGCGCUGCUUAUGAAUUCACCGGAGGCGAAAAUUUUUUGCCUCGUCCAUAAAAUGGAUCUUGUAGCCGAAGAGCAGCGUGACAUAAUCUUCAAAGAGCGCGAAGAAGAUCUUAAGCGCUGCUCAAGGCCGCUAGAGUGCACGGCAUUCCGGACAAGCAUCUGGGAUGAAACUCUGUACCGGGCUUGGAGCAGCAUCGUGUACCAGCUGAUACCGAAUGUAAAGGCACUCGAACAUUCGCUGAAUUAUUUUGCGAACGUCGUGGACGCAGACGAAGUGUUGCUAUUUGAGCGGGCCACAUUCCUGGUGAUCUCGCACUGCCAGCGAAAGCAACAUCGAGACAGCCAUCGCUUUGAGAAGGUAUCGAACAUAAUCAAACAGUUCAAGCUGUCCUGCUCGAAGCUUGGUGCCAAAUUCUCGUCGAUGGAGGUACGCAACAGUGUGUUCGCCGCCUUCAUAGAUACGUUUACUAGCAACACAUACGUGAUGGUCGUGAUGUCCGAUCCGUCUAUACCAUCCGAGGCGACGUUGAUCAAUAUUCGGAACGCGCGCAAGUACUUUGAGGAGUUGGAAAACCCAAACAGCACCAUGAACACCAGCAGCGCAGGCGGAAACCGUGCCAACAGUCAUCAUAUGCAUCACACAGCCGUUAACCAUGGGGGACAUGGCUUGGUUAAUGGUGCAACGCAUCCUAACUACUACGCCGGAAGUGGAGCCGGUUACCACCAGUACGUUGGACAACCGCAGCAACAGCAAGCACAUCAUCUAACGCAAUAUCAGUCUUAUCAUCAUAACACAACAACGAACGCUUAUCACUGAUACCUGUACCGGAAGAAGUACUACUACUUCCGGUAAGCAAAUAUAUAAGAAUACAUGGACGUGAUCUUCCAGUAGCCUGUAGCCGGAUACGACACCAACAUUUCCCUGCGCUUCGUCAUGGAAGCAUAAUCAAGCUAUCCUAGUGAUCUGGGUCGUCCUCAAAUAGCCAAUUGGAAGAGCAAAAUCCGUAACUAAGUCAGACUUUGAUGAAUUCUCCAUUCGCGAUAUCGGUAGGAGCUUGGUGGUUUGUUUUGUUUUGUUUAUUUCCCAACCAAUCUUCAUAUUAUGGGCCGAACGGUCGUUUGGCAGAGCGGUUCAUUCUUGUUAUAAAGUGAUGUGUUCCUGAAACUCUUCUUGUUGAAAUAUCAUUCUGUAGGUGGGUGAUUUUUUAUACUAUUUUAUAAUGAUUAUGAGUGAUUCAAUAAUUGUACAUAGGCGCACUGAAUGCUCCCGCUCAUUCCCGCCAUAUAGCUUUCACAUAUUUUGUAGCGCUUAGAUCAUAUUUGCACGUUGCAAGCUCUAAUACUAUGAAGCCUUCCGUUUCUUUAAAAAGUUCUUUGGGGAAAUAAAAAUGGCAGUAGUCACAGCUAAUAUAUAUGAUCCACGUUUUCCGGAAUUAAAUCCGGAUUCCUGAGAAAUGUGAAUAAUGGACCAACGGCUUUCUCCAGUUUUUUUCAUCACGAUUUACAACAGUCGGUGGAACAAAAUACAUACCUAAGCUGUGACUAGGGAACGAAAAAUACAGAAAACUUACCGAAUAAAAGGAUAAAUUUGAGAAUGGA
Anopheles nili is the source of this 1916-nucleotide messenger RNA. It is a transcript of the gene RagA-B, whose product is annotated as ras-related GTP-binding protein A. The transcript has 3 exons. Bases 1 to 1134 code for a protein of 377 amino acids. Gene Ontology annotation, biological process: regulation of autophagy; cellular response to starvation; cellular response to amino acid stimulus. Gene Ontology annotation, cellular component: lysosome; nucleus; Gtr1-Gtr2 GTPase complex. Gene Ontology annotation, molecular function: GTP binding; GTPase activity. The record is from RefSeq and is a predicted model, not a curated record. Lineage: Eukaryota; Metazoa; Arthropoda; Insecta; Diptera; Culicidae.